This is a messenger RNA of Melopsittacus undulatus (budgerigar), 2613 nucleotides long. It is a transcript of the gene CARD9, whose product is annotated as caspase recruitment domain family member 9. Gene Ontology annotation, cellular component: cytoplasm. Gene Ontology annotation, biological process: regulation of apoptotic process; positive regulation of canonical NF-kappaB signal transduction. The record is from RefSeq and is a predicted model, not a curated record. Lineage: Eukaryota; Metazoa; Chordata; Aves; Psittaciformes; Psittaculidae. The transcript has 11 exons. Gene Ontology annotation, molecular function: CARD domain binding. Bases 185 to 1597 code for a protein of 470 amino acids.
UUUUGCUCCUGGAAUGAUCUUUGCCCUAGCCAGAAUAUAGAGGAAGGCUGCAUCCAAGACAAGCUUUCUCAGGAACAGGACACAAAUGAGUGGUGCUAGACCAGCAGAGGAAACGAGGAGGCUGUUUUGACUGCACAGGCUCAGGCAGGACCACAUUGCUCGCUUACACUUCUCACUCCCCAGCAUGUUGGAAGAAGAUAAGGAUGAGACAUGUUGGAAUAACCUGGAGAACUUCCGGGUGAAGCUGAUCUCUGUGAUAGAUCCUUCCCGCAUAACACCUUAUCUUCGGCAAUGCAAAGUCAUCAGCCAUGAUGAUGAGGAGCAAGUUCUUAACGACCCCAGCCUGGUCAUGCGCAAGCGGAAGGCAGGUGUUCUUCUGGACAUUCUGCAGCGAACGGGACACAAGGGCUUUGAGGCGUUUCUGGAGAGUCUUGAGCUUUACUAUCCACAACUGUAUAAGAAAGUAACUGGCAAGGAACCCAGCAGGGUGUUCUCUAUGAUUAUAGACACCGCUGGGGAAUCAGGCCUGAGCCAGCUCCUCAUGAAUGAGAUCAUGAAGCUGCAGAGCACGGUGCAGGAGGAGCGGCGGAAGGCGCAGGAGCUCAGCCUGUGGCUGCACACCAAGGAGGACACCAUCAGAGAGCUGUGGGUGAGGGACAGCCUGCUCCGCAAGCACCAGGAGCGGGCACAGAAGAUGAAGGAGGAGAGGGACAGCCUGAGCAAGGAGCUGCGGAAGUGCAAGGACGAGAACUACAGCCUGGCAAUGAGCUAUGCCAGGCAGAGCGAGGAGAAGAGCGCUGCCCUUAUGAAGAACCGGGACCUGAUGCUAGAGAUUGACCACUUGAAGCACAGCCUCAUGAAGGCUGAGGAUGACUGCCAACUGGAGCGUAAGCACACGAUGAAACUGAAGCAUGCCAUAGAGCAGCGUCCAAGCCAUGAGGUGAUGUGGGAGAUCCAGCAGGAGAAGGAAUUGCUCUUGGCCAAGAAUCAGGAGCUGGAGAACACUCUGCAGGAGGUUGCCAGGGAACAAAAUUUGGAGAAGAGCCUCUCCAAGGAGGCUCUGGAGAAUGACUGUAGCCAGAUCCUAGAACACCAGGAGCUGUUGAACACCAUCUACAGCCUUCGCAAGGAGCUGCGGCGAGCUGAGGUGCUCCAAGACAAAUAUGCAGAGGAAAAGGAGAUGCUUGAACUCCAGUGCACAUCCCUGAGGAAGGACUCCCAGAUGUAUAAAAAAAGGAUUGAAGCUGUCUUGAAGCAGAUGGAGGAAGUGGCUUCAGAAAGAGACCAGGCACUCCUGAGCAGAGAACAGUUCUAUGCGCAGUACUCCAAGAACCUGGUGGAGAGGGACACGUACCGCAAGCAGAUCCGGGAGCUGGGGGAGCGCUGUGAUGAAAUGCAGCUGCAGCUCUUCCAAAAGGAGACCCAGUUACUGGCCACUGAAGCCAAGCUGAAAAGGCUGCAGCUGGAGCUACCCGCACCGACCUCUGACCUGGAUGAUGCUUCCCCCAGAGAUUCCCAGGAACUUACUCUUCAUGGUCACCUAGAUGAAGACACACAACCAACUAAAAGAAAAUCACUUGGUACCUGGUGCCUUUGAGAAACAGCUCCUGGCUGCCUUCCCUCCCCCAGUCCUGUUGCAUCUGUGGCAGAGCUGAGAACAGAACAAACCUCCUUCCACUUCUGCUGGACCAUGUGGCAUUCUCCAGGAAUUUUUCCCUCUCCUCUUCCCUUUUGUGUUGCAGGCUGUUUUCACAGAAGCAGAACCAUGUAGUUAAUGCUGUCACUGGCUCUGCUUCUGUGGCAUCCCCAGUGGAAAUGAUUCAGCAGUGUAGAAAGGAGUUAAUAGGCUCCUCUAAGAACUUGAAAAUCUCUUUCAAAACAUGUUGAGCAAGGAAAGAAAGUGGCACAGUAAAAGCAGCUUUCUGUUUUGCUCUCUUGGGAGACCUAAAUGAUCCUUUCAUUCAUUGAGAUGGGAGAUGUUUUGCAAAAGCCAAAUAACAGAUCCAGAAAGCUUUUCACUGUUCUAUCUCACUCUGUUCAAAAUCAUGGAUCAGGAUACCUGAUCAUUCCAUCAGGCGUUUCACUAGGUUGCGGUCUGAUGUGGAGUGCCUUGGUACACACAGCUGAGUUGUUGGGGAACAGGGGCAAGUUAUGGGUAAAAUAAUGAUGAACAUGUUUUCUUGUGGUGGUGUCUAAUACGAUUAUUUUGUAGUGAUGCUAAGUAGAGAUGCUGCUUUGCAAAGGUUCAUUUUGCUCCUGCAUACACAGAAACCAGAAAGCUGCUGACCCUUUCUGAACCUGGUGGGGAACUCCAUCAUCCUGAGCAAGACUGAGGGUUCAAGUGAAAUGAGAAGUGUCUGAACCCUGACGUUUUGCAGCUUGGUUUCAGUUCUGUGUUACAGCAUUACAACUAUUGCUGUUUGAUGAACUGGUGGAGGGAGAAGUUGCUUCAUAAUGGCAACUGUGACUAAACCUGUGAUUUUCCAUCCCUUAGAAGGUUGCCCUGAAGGACAAACCCAGCAAUUCAGCACUCAAGAGAGCAGCCUUCCUCCAAAGUCACCAAGUGUAAGAGAACCUCUGUGGGCUCUUCUUUACUCCAGCUGGGGUUUGUGA